Messenger RNA from Ziziphus jujuba (common jujube), 461 nucleotides. RefSeq lists its product as uncharacterized. Bases 142 to 402 code for a protein of 86 amino acids. Lineage: Eukaryota; Viridiplantae; Streptophyta; Magnoliopsida; Rosales; Rhamnaceae. The record is from RefSeq and is a predicted model, not a curated record. The transcript has a single exon.
UACCCCCCCCAUUUGCUUCAACAAAGCAAACACGAAAUCUCCCUAUUUCUUAAUUCUCUUUGGAAAGAUUGUGACAGAACCGAACAGCCAGACCAAUUUUGUACACUUGCAAAUUAUCUCAAAGGAAAACAGAAUAGAAAAAUGGCUUCCACACGUAGAGUUUGGGUAGUGGCAGCAAGCAUUGGAGUAGUUGAGACCAUGAAAGACCAAGGGAUUUGCAGAUGGAACUUUGUUUUUAGGUCAAUCCAUCAACAUGCCAAGAACAAUAUCAGACCUUUCUCUCAGUUCAAGAAACUUUCUUCCCAGUCUUCAUCUGCUGUGUCUGUUGUGAGAGAUGAGAAACUAAAGCAAUCUGAAGAGUCUUUGAGAAAAGUUAUGUACUUGAGCUGUUGGGGAUCCUAAUUCAGGAUUCCCCAUGAUUGUAUAUGAUUUUCCAAUGAAAUCAUAGUUCUUUUUUUUUU